Molecule: messenger RNA, 583 nt
Organism: Vidua macroura (Pin-tailed whydah)
Lineage: Eukaryota; Metazoa; Chordata; Aves; Passeriformes; Viduidae
Product: feather keratin Cos2-2-like
Exons: 1
Coding region: 275-583 (102 amino acids)
Cellular component (GO): intermediate filament
Molecular function (GO): structural constituent of cytoskeleton
Source: RefSeq, a predicted model, not a curated record
CUUGCCUGGCUGGAGGUCUCAGCUGAGAGGGGCUGUCAUAGCCCAGGGCUGGGAGCUGCUUCUGCUGGGAGAGGGCAGGGGAGAGAAGGUCUUGUGCAGACAGAGAGAGGCUGGGACUUGGCUGGGGUGGCUCCUGGGCUUUGAGCUGGGCACUGCAGUGUGGGCCAGGAGGUGCCUGGGCUGCAGGGCGUUUGGGUGCAGUGCUGCUUCUCGUGUGUCCUCACUUUGUGCUUCUCCCUGCCCUCUGUGCCAGGUGCACCUGUGACCCCGAGCCAUGUCCUGCUGCAAGCCCUGCGACCCUUGCUGCCAGCCCUGCGGCCCCUGCCCGCUGGCCAACAGCUGCAAUGAGUGCUGUGUCAGGCAGUGCCAGAGCUCCCACGUUGUCAUUGAGCCGCCUGCUGUGCUGGUGACCCUGCCCGGCCCCAUCCUCAGCUCCUUCCCACAGAACACCGCCGUGGGAUCCUCCACCUCUGCUGCUGUUGGCAACAUCCUCAGCUGUGGCGGAGUGCCCAUCAGCUCCGGGGGCUUUGACAUCUCCUGCAUCACCAACUGCUAUGGUGGCAGCAGAUGCCGUCCCUGCUAA